Molecule: messenger RNA, 1974 nt
Organism: Saccharomyces kudriavzevii IFO 1802
Lineage: Eukaryota; Fungi; Ascomycota; Saccharomycetes; Saccharomycetales; Saccharomycetaceae
Gene: CQD1
Product: Cqd1p
Exons: 2
Coding region: 1-1974 (657 amino acids)
Cellular component (GO): mitochondrion
Source: RefSeq, a predicted model, not a curated record
AUGGCAUUUUUAAGGUUUGCAUUUAGAAACUCUUGGCGAUACUAUAGUCAGUCAACGCGGCACUUCCAUAAAAUCCCUGUAGGACGGCUGGUGAUACCUACAUCUGCUGCCCUAUAUCUAACACACGACGCCAUUUCAAAACAAUGCAGUUUGAUAUAUAAUGACUCUUUAAAGCCAGAUCCUAAAGGUGACACUUUCGAAAUGGGCCUCUACAUAUCUUCUGAAAAUGAACUGCAAGAAAAGAUCAAAACAUUUAGGUCUACUAAGAUCACUGGAUCGCGUAAUAAGCUAAUAAGGUGCCUAAGAAUUUUUUGGUUUGGCUUCAAUGAUAGAAUUGUUGAACCAAUAUGCACUGUUUUAAGAUUUCUAGAGAUUUCCGCCAUUUUUUUACCCGUUCUUUUAUUGUAUCCUAUAUCGUGGUUUGGCCAUAAUCUCAAAGUUACAGGUACCAAUAUAACUGAGACUCGCGGCUCUUUGGUAUGGUGUCAAUUACUGCGCAAGGCAUUGGAAUUGGCUGGUCCGAGUUUUAUUAAGCUUGGACAAUGGGCGGGAUCGAGAACAGAUAUUUUUUCUCAUGCCCUGUGUCAUGAAUUGGGCAAAUUGCAUAGCAAUGUAUCUGCGCAUUCCUUGAGUUUUACCCUUAAAAGGCUUUGCCAAUCAUUAAAAGUUGACAAGAUUGAAGAUGCCUUCGAUGAGUUCAAUCAUACGCCAAUAGGAGUUGGAUCCAUCGCCCAAGUUUACGUGGGCGAGUUGUCUCAGGAAUAUAUUGACAAAUAUGAUAACAUACAAAUCGGUAAGGACGGUAAUCGCUGGUGUGCAAUCAAGAUUUUACAUCCGAAUGUAAGGUCCCAAAUCCGAAGAGAUUUGAAGAUAAUGAAAUUUUUUGCUGACACAAUAAAUUGGAUCCCGACCAUGGAAUGGUUGUCUCUGCCCAAUGAAGUGGAACAAUUUUCCAUAUUAAUGAAUAUUCAGCUGGACUUAAGAAUUGAGGCGUUAAACCUGCAAAGAUUUAAUGAGAACUUCAAGAAUUCUAUUCAGGUGAAAUUUCCUAAACCAUUUCUCCCCUUAUCAAAUAGAGACGUUAUGUUUGAAGAGCAUGUAUAUGGUCUUUCUAUGGAAAAAUUUUUGUCCACAAAAAAGGAGCUUAAUGAUGUUGAGCUUUGUAAGAAGGUCAGCGAUCCUUUUGUUGACGCAUUUUUACAAAUGUUAAUCCUCGAUGAUUUUGUUCAUGCUGAUUUGCAUCCAGGGAAUGUUAUAAUUAGGUUCGUCAAGACGAACAAAUAUGGGACAAAUAUCAUAUCCUCUGAACUUGAAUCUUUCCGGAUUACACAUGCCUUAAGAAGAAAGGUUGAGGAACACGAAAAUCACGAUUUUGUUGCUGAGUUGAAGUCUAUAUUAACAAAUUAUACGCCCCAAAUAUGUUUCAUCGAUACUGGAAUAAUUACAGAACUGAAUGAAAAAAAUAGAAUCAAUUUCAUAGCGUUAUUUAACGCGUUGGCACGAUUUGAUGGUUAUAGAGCGGGCGAAUUGAUGAUUGAAAGGUCAAAAACCCCAGAAACAGCCAUUGAUAAGGAAGUGUUUGCAUUCAAAGUAGAAAAGUUAGUAGAUAAAGUUAAGCAAAGGACAUUUACACUCGGAACUGUUUCUAUUGGUGACUUGCUUGACCAAAUGUUAAGUAUGGUAAGAUCACAUCACGUUAGAAUGGAGUCUGACUUUGUUUCCGUGGUUGUUGCUAUCUUACUCCUGGAGGGGAUUGGGCGACAGUUAGAUCCAAAUUUGGAUUUAUUCGAAAGUUCGCUUCCUAUAUUACGUGAGUUUGGUUUUAAGCGCGAAGCCAAAAGUCUCUUAAAGGAUGCAAGCACAUUAUCAAUGCUCAAGAUAUGGGUUGGUUUAGAAGUGCGUCAAUUAAUGCAUCUUUCCAUGAAACAAAUCUAUGAUCUUGUCAGGACGGACCAAUUGUGUCCUAAUUAUUAA